This is a messenger RNA of Ostreobium quekettii, 1563 nucleotides long. Lineage: Eukaryota; Viridiplantae; Chlorophyta; Ulvophyceae; Bryopsidales; Ostreobiaceae. The record is from the annotation of a GenBank genome assembly.
AUGGCAGCGGCGGCAGAUCCGCAGGAUGCGAAGGCAGAGGAGGCAUCCGAUACCCCAACUCUCCGACUGGACUAUAAGCCCCCGCCCUACUUCAUCGACCAGGUGUCCCUAGACUUUGAUCUCGGAAGCGAGUUCACCACCGUCGCCUCCAAGCUGCACGUGGUGCCGAAUUAUCCCACUGGAACACCACCACCUGCAUUGAAGCUUGACGGUGCCCCCGAUGUGAGCCUUGACUCGAUCAAAGUUUCAGGGACAGACUGGCCGGCAGGUCAGUAUGCCGUCGACUCCCGAGGCCUCAAGAUCGAGGGACUGCCAUCAGGGGAGUUUGAGUUGGAGAUCUGUGUGAAAAUCAAGCCACAAGACAAUACCCUGUUGGAGGGCCUGUACAUGACCAGCGGGACGUUCUGCUCACAGUGCGAGGCAGAAGGAUUCCGUCACAUCACAUAUUUCCUGGACCGUCCUGAUGUGAUGUCGAAAUACCAUGUUCGCAUUGAAGCGUGCAAGGAAAAGUACCCUGUUCUAUUGUCAAAUGGCAACCUUGUGGAGAUGGGAGAUCUCGCUGAUGGCAGGCACUUCACUGUUUGGGAUGAUCCCUUCCCAAAACCUUGCUACCUGUUUGCCCUGGUAGCUGGGGAUUUGGCCAAGCAUGAAGAUAGCCACACCACCAAGUCAGGCAGGAAAGUGAAUCUGCGCAUCUUUGCACAGGCACACAACAUGCACAAGGUGGAGUUCGCCAUGCAGGCGCUCAAGCAUGCAAUGAAAUGGGACGAGGACACAUUUGGGCUGGAAUACGACUUGGACCUGUUCAAUAUUGUGGCCAUAGAUGACUUCAACAUGGGUGCCAUGGAAAAUAAAUCGCUGAACAUCUUCAACUCAGUGUGCAUAUUGGCCUCAGUGGACACCGCCACAGAUGGCAACUUUUUUACCAUCCAGGAGGUCGUGGGCCACGAGUACUUCCACAAUUGGACUGGCGAUCGCGUGACCUGCAGGGACUGGUUUCAGCUGACACUGAAGGAGGGCCUCACAGUCCACAGGGAGAGGGAGUUUGCUUCAGACAUGAACUCUCGCGCUGUGAAGCGUAUCAAGGAUGCAGACCUUGUGCGAUCGGACCAAUUUCCAGAAGAUGCUGGACCUAUGGCACACAGUGUGCGGCCAGAGUCGUACAUAAAGAUCGACAAUUUCUACACGUCGACAGUUUAUGAGAAGGGUGCCGAAGUCAUAAGAAUGUACCAGACUCUCCUUGGCAAGGAAGGAUUCCGGAAGGGCAUGGAUCUGUAUUUUCAGCGUCACGAUGGCCAUGCAGUUACCUGUGACGAUUUCUUGGCGGCGAUGGCAGACGCGAAUGGCAAAGACCUCACGUCAUUUGCUAAGUGGUACUCCCAGGCUGGCACGCCUGUUCUGACGGUCACUCCCUGCUACAGUGAGGCAGACAAGACCCUCACGCUGAAAAUGAAGCAGGUCGUGCCGCCUACGCCUGGCCAGCCCACGAAGGAGCCAAUGCUGAUUCCAGUAUCUGUGGGCCUCCUCUCUGCAGAUGGGAGUGAUCUACCUCUGAAACUCCAG